This is a messenger RNA of Bombina bombina (fire-bellied toad), 1458 nucleotides long. RefSeq names its product CUGBP Elav-like family member 5 (gene CELF5). The transcript has 12 exons. The coding region runs from base 1 to 1458 and encodes 485 amino acids. Gene Ontology annotation, molecular function: mRNA binding. Lineage: Eukaryota; Metazoa; Chordata; Amphibia; Anura; Bombinatoridae. The record is from RefSeq and is a predicted model, not a curated record. Gene Ontology annotation, biological process: mRNA splice site recognition; regulation of alternative mRNA splicing, via spliceosome. Gene Ontology annotation, cellular component: cytoplasm; ribonucleoprotein complex; nucleus.
AUGGCCAGACUGACGGAUAGAGAGGCGAGGAGGCAGCAGCAGCAGCAUCCCCCGCAGCAGCCGCCCCGAGCCUGCCCCAUGAGCGGCCCCGAGUCCCUUGCCCAGCAGUCAGACAGUAUGAAGGAUCUGGACGCCAUCAAAUUGUUCGUGGGGCAGAUACCCCGUAACCUGGAGGAGAAAGACCUCAAGCCUCUGUUCGAGCAGUUUGGCAAGAUCUACGAGCUCACCGUACUGAAAGACAGAUACACCGGCAUGCACAAGGGCUGUGCCUUCCUUACAUAUUGUGCCAGAGACUCUGCCAUUAAAGCACAGACAGCUCUCCACGAGCAAAAGACACUUCCAGGGAUGGCACGUCCUAUACAGGUGAAACCAGCAGACAGUGAGAGUCGUGGAGGUGAUCGCAAGCUAUUUGUGGGGAUGCUAAGCAAACAGCAGUCUGAAGAAGAGGUGACCAGCAUGUUCCAAGCAUUUGGUUCAAUUGAGGAAUGUUCUGUUCUACGAGGACCUGAUGGAAGCAGCAAGGGCUGUGCAUUUGUCAAGUUCUCAUCUCAUGCAGAAGCACAGGCAGCAAUACAUGCCUUACAUGGGAGCCAAACCAUGCCAGGAGCAUCAUCCAGCCUAGUGGUCAAAUUUGCAGACACAGACAAGGAACGGACUCUUCGUCGUAUGCAGCAAAUGGUUGGUCAGUUGGGCAUCUUCACUCCCUCCUUGGCACUGCCAAUUAGCCCCUAUAGCGCGUAUGCACAGGCGUUGAUGCAGCAGCAAACAACUGUUCUGUCCACCUCGCAUGGUAGUUAUUUGAGCCCCAGUGUGGCUUUCCCCCCUUGCCACAUUCAGCAGAUUGGAGCCGUAAACCUAAAUGGUCUCCAGGCCACACCCAUAACACAAGCAUCAGGAUUACAUUCUCCUCCAGUAAUUGGUACUGCAGCUGUUCCUGGCCUAGUUGCCCCAUUAACCAAUGGAUUUCCUGGCCUUGUACCAUUUCCCAGCAGCCAUCCAGCUCUGGAUACAAUUUACACUAAUAGCAUUGUACCAUAUCCAGCCCAGAGUCCUGCAUUGACAGUGGAGAGCUUACAUCCAUCCUUCACAGGGGUACAGCAGUAUUCAGCGAUUUAUCCAACCACAGCUCUUACCCCUGUCACACACAGCACCCCUCAGCCUCCUCCCAUCCUGCAGCAACGAGAAGGACCAGAGGGCUGCAAUCUCUUCAUCUACCACCUGCCACAGGAGUUUGGAGACAAUGAGCUGACACAAAUGUUUCUCCCAUUUGGAAACAUCAUCUCCUCCAAGGUGUUUAUGGACCGAGCUACCAACCAGAGCAAGUGUUUUGGUUUUGUCAGUUUUGAUAACCCGUCUAGUGCCCAGACAGCCAUCCAGGCCAUGAAUGGCUUCCAGAUAGGGAUGAAGAGGCUGAAAGUCCAGUUAAAGCGGCCCAAGGACACAACCCAGCCUUACUGA